This is a messenger RNA of Lithohypha guttulata, 891 nucleotides long. RefSeq lists its product as uncharacterized. The record is from RefSeq and is a predicted model, not a curated record. The transcript has 3 exons. The coding region runs from base 1 to 891 and encodes 296 amino acids. Lineage: Eukaryota; Fungi; Ascomycota; Eurotiomycetes; Chaetothyriales; Trichomeriaceae. Gene Ontology annotation, molecular function: catalytic activity.
AUGCCAAACACAAAGACAGUCCACGUUCCCCAUCUGGGCGGCAUUGACGCAGCAUACCAGAUGCCCUACUCAUAUGACUCGUCUAAACCCACUCUGGUCCUAGUCAACAGUUUCACUACCUCGUCUGAGCUCUACCGCAAGCAGUAUGCUAACAAACAGCUGACCGACAAGAUGAACCUCUUGGCCAUUGAGCUGCUUGGACACGGACAGACAAGGACGAAAUCGGAGAACUUUACCUACUGGGACACCGCGAUUAUGAAUCUUCAGGUCAUGGAGGCACUGGGGAUAUCCAAGGCUUUUGUCCUCGGGACGAGUCAGGGUGGAUGGAUCACGGUGAGGAUGGCGUUGCUUGCGCCAGAUAAGAUCCAAGGCAUAAUACCUCUCGGCACCUCCAUGGACCACGAAUCCGAACGCACCCGCAAACUCGGCUGCUGGGACGGCGCCGCCGCCUGCACCGGCCCCAUCAACAACUGGACCACCACCAACUCAACCCCAGAUUUCCAGCCCGAUCUCGACUACUGCAAUUUUCUGAUUGAUAUCGGAUUCGGCAAGGAUUGCCCCAAGGAGGAGCGAGAGUUCUGGUGCAAGACUAUUCAGGCGAAUUAUCAAGGGGAUGAGGGGAGAAGGAGGGCGAGGAUGGCGGCGAUUAAUUUGAGGGAGAGGGAUGGGUUGCAUGGGCGGUUGUUUGAUGUUGUCUGUCCGGUUAUGUGGUUGCAUGGUACCGAUGAUGCUGUCUAUUCAGUCGCGAAUGCGGAGGAAGAGAUUAAGUUGUUCACAAAUGCGAAGGCCACGGAUCUGGUUACUGUUCAGGGAGGUGCACAUUUCUUGUCGGCUUCGCAUCCAAAGGAGGUUGAUGAUGCUUUGAUCUCUUUUGUGGGAAAAUAUGCUUGA